GGAGGGAGACAGAUUGUGUUUUGUUAUGGAGGGUUAGGGUUUGGCUUUCUCGUCUCUCGAACUUUUGCUCGCUUGCUUUCCUGUCGGCCCUUUGAUUUCCGGCCCCGCACUCACUUGCAUUGCUCCUUUGGAAACCAUCUGCUCCCUCUGACUUAAUCUCUCGUGUUUGCCGUCGGGCUCUUGUCUCGGAUCCGGCCAUUCCACCGAGGCCGUCUUCUUCUUCUCUUCCUCCCGCCUCCCUCUCUCGCCCCGUUCUUGGAGUUUUUUGAAGUCUGGUUGUAGCGUUGAGCAGGGCCAUUCCUGUUGGCCGAUUCGCGCAUCAUGUCGCGUGUUUAUGUCGGCAACCUGGAUCCGCGGGCAACCGAGAGGGAACUGGAGGACGAAUUUCGUGUCUACGGCGUGCUCCGCAGUGUAUGGGUAGCCCGGAAGCCGGCGGGUUUUGCUUUUGUGGAGUUCGAUGAUAUACGAGAUGCACGGGAUGCAAUUCGGGCUCUUGACGGUAAGAAUGGUUGGCGAGUUGAGCUCUCUCGGAGUUCAGGCGGAGGCGGUGGGCCUCGUGGUCGUGGAGGGGAUGACAUGAAAUGCUACGAAUGUGGAGAGCCUGGCCAUUUUGCAAGAGAAUGUCGUCUUCGUAUAGGGGCUGGAGGUCUGGGUAGUGGAGGCCGUGGUAAAAGCCCUCGCGCCAGUCCAAGAUAUCGUCGCAGCCCAAGCUAUGGUGGCCGAAGCCCACGGUAUCGUCGCAGUCCAAGCUAUGGCUAUGGUGGCCGGAGCAGUCCGCAGGUUCGAGGAAGGAGCAAAUCCUCACCACGCCUAAGAAGUGUCUCGCCGGUUCGCCGAGGUAGAAGCCCCAGUCGAUCGCCCCCACCUAGACGUGACCGCCGCGGAUCCCCGGUCGCCAAUGGGAGUCCGAUAGCAGCCCGUGACCGCCGUAGGAGCAGGAGCAGAAGUCCUUGAAGAUAUUUAUCUGAAGGUUUAUGCUGCAAUUUAUGCCCCCCUGAAGUCGAGGAGUUGUUCUGUCAGAAAAAGUCUUUUCUGCAUCUGGUGUCUGCACUUCCACGCCCUCGCAGGUCCUAGAGCGUGUGUUGAGGUGGGCUUGAUACUAAUUUUUGAGUUGCCAUGAGCUCACGAUAUUAGGCAUGUAAAAGCUUUGGACCUCCCUUUGAUUUUGCUGGCUGCUUCAAUUGAACUACCUUGUGUCAAAGCUUCAGCUGCCUCCAACCUUGGAUGCUUUCUGUGGUUUUCAUUGUUUUAUUGGUUUUGUCCAUGGAUCGAACAUGUGUCGGUUCAACUUGUGGUAACUCAUUGAGUGUUUAAAAUCCUUCUUUGUCAAGACAUAAGGAUGUUCAACUUACCGAGGCUGCCAUUUGUUGGUGUUUUGUGAGGUGUGGUUGCCUGAAACGGCAUGGCACGACAUUAUUCUGCUCUGCUCUUCCUCCUGGCUCCUGCGAUAUACUUCAAAAUUUCCCUCAGUCCUUUGGGUGUCAUUUUCCUGCAUCGUUUUCAUCACAUGUCUGCUCGGCUCAUCCGGCAAUGUUGGUGCUUCUGGAAAGGUUUUUGAAAUCUGCUUGUGGCUUCUUGUUAUCACCAGCUCGCUUCUCAGUCCAAGUAAGUUGUUUUGUUUCACGUAUAUGUAACAAUAAGGCUUUUCGUAUCAUGGCUAUAAGCUAUGGCGAAAACCAUCUGAUUUUUCUCAUAGAUUUCUGGGCUUCUCACCUUCACCAUUGCUUCAACCCUCACUGAAUUAGCUGACAUGUUUAUGGAAUAAAAUAAUGUACUAAAACUGCAUUAAUAGGGCUGGACGAAGAUUUCUUUCUUCUUAAUGCUCUUACGUGGACUAAACACGCCAGGAGAUGUUUUCAUGAAGGAUACUCGAAGUCUCUCAUCACGAACUGUUCUGCAUCCUCUACGCUUAGCUACUUCUUUGCCAGUCUAUUUGGAGGUCUGCUCUUCUUCUUGACGAACUGACUUCAAACCUUCCCGUUUCUUUAAGCUCUAUCCAACCAGUUACGUUUCUGCUGUGUCGAGAGUACAUUCCUUAGGGUUGAAGUUACUUGGGUGUGUCUUAGGUUGCACUACCUAGUCGUGAUAAACUACGAAGUUAAUUGACCAAAUAUACAUGAAUAUGUACGUAUUACUCGAACUGUUCACUAUUAUGUCUGCUAUCAUAAUAUAAAGUUGCAUGACUAUCUAUUGGAACAAUUCUACCA
Physcomitrium patens is the source of this 2207-nucleotide messenger RNA. RefSeq names its product serine/arginine-rich splicing factor RSZ21. Gene Ontology annotation, molecular function: zinc ion binding; RNA binding. The record is from RefSeq and is a predicted model, not a curated record. NCBI's taxonomy places the organism in Eukaryota, Viridiplantae, Streptophyta, Bryopsida, Funariales, Funariaceae.